Molecule: messenger RNA, 1598 nt
Organism: Prosopis cineraria
Lineage: Eukaryota; Viridiplantae; Streptophyta; Magnoliopsida; Fabales; Fabaceae
Product: inositol 3-kinase-like
Exons: 2
Coding region: 268-1167 (299 amino acids)
Biological process (GO): myo-inositol hexakisphosphate biosynthetic process
Molecular function (GO): kinase activity
Source: RefSeq, a predicted model, not a curated record
CACGCAUGACCCUUUGCCACCCCAAACUAAUUCUGGCGCGCGUCGUCUUCGUCUACGCACACAUUAACGUUGUUCCCAUGUUUUUCAGAAUCUCAGAGAAUCUUUCUGCUCUUCUCUUCUCUUUCUGUUCAUAAAUAUCUCAUCUUCGAUUUUUUCUGUUUCAUGCAUUUUCAUAGAUCUGAGCCUCCAUUUUGGUCUCAUACAUGACCUACAUGCUCUCUAUCAUUUUAUCCUCCAAAACGCUUUGCCCUCUUCUCCUAGUCUCUCAUGGUGAGAGACACCAAAGCGUCGCCGCAAAACACCAAUGUCCAGGGCCUUAUUGUGGGCAAUUAUUGCCAUGACGUUCUUAUACGCGAUGGUCUCGUCGUCGGGGAGACUCUUGGGGGCGCCGCCUCUUUCGUCUCUGCCGUGUUCGAUGUUCUCUCCAUCUCCUUCCGAUUGGUUUCGAAGGUCGGAUCAGACUUUGCUUACACGACGAAACAUCGCCCGAUUUCAGUUCCUACUUCGAAAACCACUAUCUUCCACGCGUAUUUCGACUCUGCGGUCGACGCAGCCGGGCACCAAGAUCGGGUCCUGAAACGGCCAUGUGCUUGCGACCCGAUUCGUCCGUCCGACCUUCCUGCGGCGGCGGCGGCGUUUCAAUUUGGGAUGGCUGUCGGGGUGGGUGGGGAGAUAUCGCCGGAAACUCUGGAGAGACUUCUUGAUAUCUGUAAUAUAGUGUUUGUUGAUGUUCAGUCGCUGAUUCGAACAUUUGAUAUUGGUGAUGGGACCGUGAAGCUUGUUGGGUUGAAGGAUAGUGGAUUCUUCCAUCUCCUUCCCCGGAUUGGGUUUAUAAAAGCAUCAUCUGAUGAGGCAUUUUUCUUUGACUUGGAUGAGGUGAGGAAACUGUGUUGUGUUGUAAUUACGCAUGGGAAGAAUGGGUGUAAGGUAUAUUGGAAGGAUGGGGAAAUAGAAAUUGCUCCAUUUACAGCGAAUCAGAUUGAUCCGACAGGUGCAGGAGACAGUUUCUUAGGUGGUUUUGCUGCGGGGCUAGUUCAAGGUUUAGCUGUGCCUGAUGCUGCAUUACUAGGCAACUUCUUCGGUUCAUUGACUGUGGCACAAGUGGGCCCACCAAAGCUUGACAUGACAUCAAUUCAGGAGAAUAUUGUUUCACAAAUAGGCAUCUAGUCCCUUAGCAAAAGAUAUCACAAAUGUAAGUAUUUCCCACCCAUUUUGUUGCUGUAAUGUUUUGGAUCUCAGAUGGUUAAGGAUGAGAUGCACAGAAGGGUACGGGACUUUCCAUAUCCGAAGAAAAUGAAGAUGGCUGAGCUUGCAAAAGCCAUUGGAUCAUCAACAAUUCUAUGCAGCCCUUGAUGCUGCCAGAUCAUUAGUUUUGUGUUAGAUUCAGGAAUCCACUCAACUACCCUAAAGUGUUGGAGCACAAAAGAUCAAAGACGAAGUUGUUGCUGCAUCCUAUCCAUGAGGGACCCUGUAAACCACGAGAUAUGGGGGACCGCUGCUAAAGACUUUUUGUAAAAAUAAAUCAAUUAAUCAAGUUUGUAUCAAAUAAACUGUUAGCAUGGUCCGCUCAUUCUUUAAUGAAUUUUGAUUCUAACGUA